Molecule: messenger RNA, 3726 nt
Organism: Spodoptera exigua (beet armyworm)
Lineage: Eukaryota; Metazoa; Arthropoda; Insecta; Lepidoptera; Noctuidae
Source: the annotation of a GenBank genome assembly
CUAAGCCAAAACAGGCAACAGCAUUUUACCAUCACUACUCAGUUUAGGUCAGUGCGUUGAUGAGGGUCGAACGAGUUCUACCUUCACUUGUGGAUUUGUUAAAUUAUGUUACAGUAAUAAUAUUGUAUUGUAGCUUCAGUUUCAUUGGUGUACCGUGAACUUGAUUUCUAAGUUGUGCUUUCGUUACCAUUUUUAUUGUUUACGAGUAGUAAACUUUCUGAAAACUUUUUCUGAGUUCUAUUUGUUUAGAACUAUUUGCCUUGUACGGAAGUUAUGUGAAUUGGAAUAUACCCGCAACUCAGCUACAAUAAUGGCAUCAGCAGUUGAUUCUAUUAUAACAAGCACGAAAGUAACAUUAAACAAUGGAACACAAAUGCCUGUGGUGGGGCUGGGAACCUAUCGCAUCCGUGACCCAGAAGUUAUCAUGACUGUUGUUGAUCAAGCCCUAUCAGCUGGAUAUCGGAUGUUUGAUACUGCGGCAGUAUAUCGCAAUGAAACCAGUCUAAGAGAAGCUUUUAAGACUUUACUUCCUAAACACGAUCUUGAGAGGGAUGAUAUCUUUAUCACCACAAAGCUAUCUCCAGCUGAACAUGGUGGGCCUGAUGUUAUUUCAAAAGCAUACAAACAAUCGGUUGAAAAUUUGGGAUUAGAUUUUGCAGAUUUAUACUUAAUACAUUUUCCUGGGACACAAAAAUUAGCUGUGACUGAUAAAAGGAAUGCUGAAUUACGCCUAACUACUUGGGCCAGCAUGGUUGAGCUCUAUGAUAAUGGUCUUGUUAAUGCUAUUGGUGUUUCCAACUUUACUAAAUACCAUUUGAAACUGCUAAUGGAAAGGAAUCAUGGUGUCGUUCCAGCUGUAAACCAGGUGGAGUGGCACCCCUUCUACUACCAAAUGGAGCUCCUUGAUUACUGCAAAGCCAAUGAUAUUGUUUUACAAGCAUAUUGUUCCCUUGGAGGAAAAUCACUCAAAAAUGAUGAUUUGCUAUCUCAUCCAGAGGUCACAGAUAUUGCUCGAAAACUGGAGGUCACUAAUGCUCAACUUUUGUUAAAGUGGGCUCUGCAGCAAGAUGUUGCAGUAAUACCAAAAUCCACCAAUCCCUUGCAUAUCAAGCAAAAUAUAUCUCUGAACUUUGAAAUACCUCCAGAAGACAUGCACACUCUGAGUAACCUUUCAACGGAUACUACUGUGAAAUAUGCAUGGGACCCCAGUAUAAUUGUCUGAAAAAAGCGAUCAAAAGGCACCUCGACCAAAUCUAAGGCAGGUGCCAGGCGCAACUAAGUUGAGACUUCUGAACAAAACAAAACCUUCUUUUUUGAUAAAUUAUGGAACUAAGUUUACUAAGGUCAGUUACAAAAUUGUGGAAACCCUGGUUAUCUAAAUUGAUUAUUUCAUUGAAAUGAACAGAGAUUUAGGCUACAUGCGCAGUUUUUUCAGAACAACUAGUUGUGUAUGAAUUAUAGUAAAGUGGACUAUAUAAACUAUAUUUAGUGUUCAUUGUUUGAGUUGCAAUUUUAAGACAAAUCAGGUUUGUGGGCAAAAUUUAAGUCUUAUGUGUUGUAUAACUACCGAUUAUGUUCCGUUUAUCUAAGUAUUCGCUUUAAAUGUUACUAUUGUCAUAUAUAUUCUUUCGUAUUACAUAGUUCGUUGUAGUUACGAUUUAAACAUUAUUAACGUUUAAUCUUAAGAAUAAAGUUAUAUUGAAGACAAAACUGCAUCUUAAAAUGCAGGCAGGGCUAGGUAAGAAAACUAUGGGUGCAUUUUUUAUCUAAUAUAAGAUGAUAUUUAUGAAAGAAGUGAAGUGGUCUUCAAUAUGACAUGUGUUGUUGUUUUUGUUAAUAGGUAAGAUAAGCUACAUUGACUCACUAAACUAUACUUUUUCAUUGAUAAAAUGUGAUUUGAUAUUAACAAAAAAAUAAUAAAUUAGACGAAAAUCACGACUUAAAAUUAGAAAAAUAAACGUAUCAAUAACUGCAUAUGAUAAUUUUGUUGGAGUCCAAAUCACGUACAUACCUAUUUCUCGAAGACAAAUAUAUUUGUGAGAUAUAUUAACUAGUUUUAUAAACGAUAUUAUAUUCAGUAAGUAGGUAGGUACUGUAGUGAAAUAGUUGUAAAAUAAAACAAUAUAGAACUUUUUCCCACUGACGACCUAAAAACGUCAGUUUCCUUGUUUGAAUUGCUUGUUAUCAGAAUCUUUAAAUUAUUCAUUCAUAUUUUGAGUUUCAUGAUUAACAACAGGGUUGCAGAAAACGACGACAAAUCUUUACCACUGUCGAUGACAAAAUGCUUCUUGAUUUUGAUUUGAAGUUUAUAGGAUUAAAUUUAUUAAAAAUGACAACUUACUGAAGUGAACGAACGGGGAAUAGCUCUACUUGUUUCAAGCACAACGGGGCUCUUGAGCGGCGUAUGCGUCGCGUCAACGUGAGACGUGAAAGUCCCGUAGUGACUUUUCUCAACUAAUUCACACGAGUAAGUAGUUAUUUUCGAUAACUUGUUAGGAUUAGUUUAUAUGGGUGUUAUUAGGUAAGAUAAUUUCGAUUUGAUUAAAAUAAAUGUCCAUUAAUUGUACGUGAUUGCUGCAUAGCAUAGAUAAUUUUCUCUGUUGUGAAAUCUUUAAAUAUUUACACUUGUAUGUUUUUUUGACAUUUAAUAUAUUUCUGUUAAUCAUUACAUGCCGUAGAUUUUAAUUGAUGGUUUCUAAUGUGGUUUAAAUAAGUAGGUAGCAUUUCGUUAAGACUGGGUGUGUACAAAUUGGCAGAUAUGAGGGUACCAAUAAGGUUAAUGUUUUGUCGGCAUAGUGCUCAGAGCUUGCUCUUAAUAUGUUGCUGGUUUUCAAGAUCGUUCUCUUCUUUCGCUCUAUGUAAAAUAUCUGAUGCAUACAGCCAAAGUGAAAGUACUUGAAGAAAAAAAAACACAUUUCGGUUGCAACUCGGUUUUUAUGACAAUCCAUAUCGACCAAAUCAAAUUUCUAAAUUUGAAUAUUAAUGAGAAAUUUUGUCAUUUAAUCAAACGAAUAGUCUGAGGUCAAUUUGAACCGUUAGCCAACUAGGAGUUAGUCCUCAUCUAAUAAAUACUGAUACAGCAGAUACCUACUGUCAAAGUUAGCUUUUUCAAUUUCUAAGAUAUCCAUUGUUCAGCACAAUCACUUUGGCUGGGAUUUGUACCUAUGUAAAAGACACGAAAAGUGUGGACCACUAUGAAAAUAUGAGCUUACAAAACCUCUACGGACUGAUCUAUACUUAAUCUUCUUGCGAUCGAUGUUACAAUUUAUUUAAUCAACUGGAUGCACUUUGUGUAUAGUGUAAGGCACAAAUAUCUGCACAUGCGAUCGUAUGUAUUGUUGUUGAGUUAUGCUUUGCGUUGAAUGCGACAGGUUAUGGAUGUACCUAAUUAAAUGCUUUUUUCGUCUACGGUUAACCUCUAGUUAGACGCUAUUUAAAUAGAUAUAUCUACAUUUGACUAACACUUAUCAAAUCACGGUACGCGGACAUUGAAUAGAAAAUUAUUUACAUAAACUGUAUAAGUAAAUACUCAUUGUUAUUAUUUUUUCCUUUACUAUUAUAAUAUAUAUUGUACCUUAAGAUGUUGUGAUAAUGUACCGUUACUGUUCAAAACAAAGCGGUGCUAUCGAAUAUUAUUGUUAUAGAUAGUACAUAUGCUACAUACUUGAAUGUAUAGAACUAUAUGUAUACUCACCAACUGUUAUAUUAUGUUGAUGCAAGAAACAC